AUGUUGUCCCCGAAAGCCGCCGCUCUCUUCAACUUGGUCCUCCUGGCCUCCGCGGCCCCCGGAAAGCGCCAGUCCACCGGCUCUGGAUCCUGCACCGACCUGCACAUCUUCCUCGCCCGCGGGUGGAACGAGGGUUACCCCGGCCGCCAGCAGCUCGUUAUCGACGCCACCUGUAACGGCCUCUCCAGCUGCGACUACGAGGACAUCCUGUUCGAUGCGUCCAACCCCCAGGGCUACCCCAAUGCGGUUGAACAGGGCCGAGCCUCUGGUGUCUCCCAGAUCAAGGCGUACGCCGAGAAAUGCCCCAACUCCAAGAUCGCUCUGAGCGGCUACAGUGAGGGUGCCAACGUGGUUGGAAACAUCCUUGCGGACUCCGGGCUGAGCGCCAACGCUGCACCUGGAACCCAAGUCUGCGCCGCCCUGCUCUUCGGCGACCCGACGCACAUCGCCGACCAGAGCUACAACGUCGAGGCCGGCUCCGGCUACAGCGGCUCGAUGGCCCGAUCCCGCUCGUCGCUCGACAACCUGAACAACUUCGCCGGCGUCCUGCGCUCCUGGUGCAACGGCGAGGACACCGUCUGCGCGUCCGGCGAGGGCCGCACCAUGGGCGAGGACGCACACACCAACUACUUCCAGCUUUACACCAACGCCGCCGCCGCGUACAUCAAGGAGAAGUGCGUCUCCUCCUCCCCUGCGCCCACGGCGACCGCCACCUCCGGCGCGCCCGCGCCCACCUCAACGGCGGGCUCCGUUUGCGUCUCGGGCAAGGUCGUGACCGGCUUGUCGGACAACUACAGCGGCCUCUGCGGCUUCGCGUGCUCCAACGGGUACUGCCCCGACGGCGUCUGCGAGUGCUCUGCCUUUGGCGCGCCCACGACGGGCCCCAGCGGCGACGGCCGGGACGGAUGCCCCGCCGACGGUCUGGAUGAUAGCUACAAGGGGCUUUGCAGCUUCAGCUGUAGCCGCAACUACUGCCCGCCCGGAGCCUGCAAGUAUUGUUAA
This is a messenger RNA of Colletotrichum higginsianum IMI 349063, 1002 nucleotides long. RefSeq names its product Cutinase. Gene Ontology annotation, molecular function: hydrolase activity. Bases 1 to 1002 code for a protein of 333 amino acids. NCBI's taxonomy places the organism in Eukaryota, Fungi, Ascomycota, Sordariomycetes, Glomerellales, Glomerellaceae. The transcript is spliced from 2 exons. The record is from RefSeq and is a predicted model, not a curated record.